Messenger RNA from Stylonychia lemnae, 1308 nucleotides. NCBI's taxonomy places the organism in Eukaryota, Ciliophora, Spirotrichea, Sporadotrichida, Oxytrichidae. The record is from the annotation of a GenBank genome assembly.
AUGGAGAGAAGAGCAGGCAGACAUUCAAAAAGUUUGGAGGAAGAGAAGAUUCAUGGACUUAGUUCACCAAGUAUUUUCAAAGAGGACAAAAUGCACUAUAAAGCUCCAUCAAGUAUUUAAGAAGAUUAUGAGAGUGAGUCAGUUAAGGAUUUCAGAAAUUUGACUGAAUAUGAUAAGAAAAAGCACUAUGAUGUGCAAGAAUUUGUGAAUUCUAUUCGGGCUUUAGAAGAAAUCGGUUUUGCCAAAUAAGUUGGUAAUAUUAUCCUUAUCAUUUCUUACUUAAUCAGGAGAAACAUUGUCAGAAAUAGUAUAUUCAAUUUAUGCAACAAUGCAAGUUAGAGGAGUCCAGUUAUACUAACCUAUUUCAAUACUGGAAUAAGUGGAGUAAAUAAGGGGCCUAUUGCUACACUGAAAAAGCUCUAUUUUGAUUGUUCAAAGUUUACACAAGAUAGGCUAAUCAUUCUGAAUAUUGUUCAUCCCACUUUCUAUAUCAAAACCAGAAUAAAGGUGAUUAAAACUUGCGUGAAACAACAUGCCUCGCUUAUGAAGAAAAUCAAAUUUCAUGAUUCAAUUGUCAAAUACAUGGAAAUAUUGAAGGGUGAUCAAACCAUUAUUUAAAGAAUCAUUGGUGCUCUGCCAAAUAACAUUCAUAAAGUAUAUCUAAGUGAAAGAGAAUCUGAAUAGGCAAAGUUUUUAAAGUCAAAAAAGAUUAAAGAGGAUAAGUUUACUGAGGGAACUAAGAUGGAUCAACUGAUGUCUUUAUAAAGUGCUGUGAAAGAGGUGAUUGACAAAUGUGAAGAUUAAUAUUUGGAUUUCAAACCAGAAUCAGCAGUACAGUCUAUGGAUGUGAUGGGAAAGCACAUUUAUGAAUUCAAAAGAAAAGGUGAAAAUGAUGUGCCAGAAAUUUUCAUACUUUUAGUUACUUACUUCGAAGUAUAGCCUCAUUUAAUGAAGACAGAAGGAAUAUUUAGAAAAGCUGCCUCAAUGGAUAAAUUAGAUGAACUCCACAUUCAUUUGACUAUGGGCAACAACUUUUAUCUGACAUAGUUGUCAGAAGAACCUCAUCUAGUUGCCAAUUAUCUCAAGAAAAUUCUAAAAAAUAUGGGUGAACCACUAUGUACCUUUAGAUUAUAUGCCAAGUUUAGAGACCUGCCAUUUGAAUUGACUGCUAAUGAUCUCAUAUUUGCUGCUCAUUUAGUAGAAACUUUCAAGAUUAUCAUGUAAAACUACAAAGAAUUAUUCGAUGUAUAAUUGGAUGAUGAUAGCGAAGAUAAUUCAGCUCGAUAUGAUAUUAUUCGUAAAAUUUGA